Neltuma alba is the source of this 1316-nucleotide messenger RNA. Its product is annotated as transcription factor MYB16-like. The transcript has 3 exons. Bases 75 to 1193 code for a protein of 372 amino acids. The record is from RefSeq and is a predicted model, not a curated record. NCBI's taxonomy places the organism in Eukaryota, Viridiplantae, Streptophyta, Magnoliopsida, Fabales, Fabaceae.
CUCUUUCUACCGUUUCUUUAGUGCUAUAAAAGAUGAAGACAAGUUACUGCAAUCUUUAGUGUGUACUUUUAAGAAUGGGUCGAUCACCAUGCUGUGACAAGGUGGGCUUAAAGAAAGGACCGUGGACUCCCGAGGAAGAUCAGAAACUCCUAGCUUAUAUUGAAGAACAUGGCCAUGGAAGCUGGCGAGCCUUGCCAGCAAAAGCUGGCCUCCAGAGGUGUGGCAAGAGCUGCAGACUGAGGUGGACCAAUUAUCUUAGGCCUGAUAUUAAAAGAGGAAAGUUCAGUUUGCAAGAAGAGCAAACCAUCAUCCAACUCCAUGCUCUACUAGGAAACAGGUGGUCGGCUAUAGCCACGCACUUGCCAAAGAGAACAGAUAAUGAAAUCAAGAACUACUGGAAUACGCAUCUGAAGAAAAGAUUAAUCCAAAUGGGAAUUGACCCAGUGACCCACAAACCCAGGAAUGAGGCCCUUGUGUCUCGCGACUGUAGCCAAUCCAAGACUGCAGCCAACCUUAGCCACAUGGCUCAAUGGGAGAGUGCUAGGCUUGAAGCUGAAGCAAGGUUGGCCGGAGAAUCCAAACUACGUUCAUCACUAUCAUUUACACCUUCAUCUUCUGCUUCUGCCUCAACUUCAGCUCACCCAGUUCUCAAGCCCUGGAAUAAUGUCGGGUGGCUGAAAUUCACUGAUCAAAGCAUUAACGGUGGUGGUGACCUUGAAUCUCCAAAGUCUACUCUAACUCUCUCUGAGAACACCCCACCUAUUAUGCCUAUGAUUGAGUUUGUGGGAACUUCUGGUUCUUGUGAGGCAGCAGGAAUGGUGAAAGAAGAAGGUGAUCAGCGAGAGUGGAACCACAGUAAUGGCUUAGAGAAUUCAAUGUCUUAUGCGUCUAGCCUGCAUCAUGAGUUGACAAUUUCCAACACGGAAGGCACAUGGGCCUCUCAAGAGCCUCUUCUCAGGAUCGGUACUAGUGGGGAUGUUGUUGCUGAGGAUCAGGGAUUCACCAAUCGGCUGCUUAACACAGACUCUGACGAUCGGAGCUUGUCAGAUGAGGGCGGAGGAGAGUCUAACAAUUGGGAUGAUAGUGACGGUGGUGCUGGCAGUGGCAUCUUGUGUGAAGAUGAUAAGAACUACUGGAACAGCAUUCUUAAUUUAGUUAACUCUAAUUCGCCUUCUCAUUCCCCCAUGUUCUGAUUCAAAAGUGUGGGAGACCCAUGCAUCGCGAUUUUCCUUUCCAUUAUCGUCGUAAGAAGAAGAAAUCAGAAUCUUUACAGAAAAACGGUAAGUUUGCAUAGUGGUUCUCGACUUCUGGUCGCU